AGUCAGGUCCUCAGCUACCCGGUAGAGCCGAGCAGUGUUGACAUCCCUGGGAACACUAAGUAAAUCUUAAAAUAAAGAGCCUUCAAAAUGGGAACUCGAGAUGAUGAAUACGACUACCUGUUCAAAGUUGUUCUAAUAGGAGAUUCGGGUGUGGGGAAGAGUAACCUGCUGUCCCGUUUCACAAGAAAUGAGUUUAACCUGGAGAGCAAGAGCACCAUUGGGGUAGAAUUCGCCACCCGGAGCAUUCAGGUGGAUGGAAAGACGAUAAAGGCUCAGAUCUGGGACACAGCUGGACAAGAACGCUACAGAGCAAUCACCUCAGCCUAUUAUCGUGGUGCCGUCGGGGCCCUCCUAGUUUACGACAUCGCCAAGCACCUGACGUAUGAGAACGUUGAGCGCUGGCUGAAGGAGCUGAGGGACCAUGCCGACAGCAACAUCGUCAUCAUGCUGGUCGGAAACAAGAGCGACCUCCGCCACCUGAGGGCCGUGCCCACUGAUGAGGCUCGGGCCUUUGCAGAAAAAAACACUCUGUCAUUUAUUGAAACUUCAGCUUUGGACUCCACCAAUGUAGAAGAAGCCUUCAAGAACAUUCUCACAGAAAUCUACCGUAUUGUAUCUCAAAGGCAAAUCUCAGACAGAUCUGGACAUGAUGAUUCUCCCGGCAACAACGUCGUGGACAUCAGCGUCCCCCCAACCAUGGACGGGCAGAGGGGCAACAAACUCCCUUGCUGUCAAAGCCUGUGACCCUGAAAUCUUUUCCUCUUUCCUGUCUUCAUGUUCACUCUUAUUCGGCUGUAAAGCUACUCUACGUAUGCCCUCUUUGUUUCACAAGUCUCAGACAUCAAGACUCUUAAACUUGUCAUUCCUUUUUGCUGUUUUUCUUCUUUGUUUGCCUUCCUUUGAUUUCAGAGGAACCUGUUUCAAAUACAUUGCAGCCUCAGGGUAGCCAGAAGGAGUGGAGUGAUAUUAGGGGCUGAAGCUGUAGUAAACUACAAUCCUUUUUUUAAUUUACUAGAUGAUGAUUCUGUUGACCCACUCCUUUUGAGGGACUGGCGAGGGAUCCCUAGGGUUGAUUCUCAAUGCUCCAAGCUGUGUCUACUUGUCUCAUAUUCUUAGCCUGCACAUAGAUGAGUGCCAUGAUCCGUCACAGUGGAAACUCAUCAUUUCACGUGUGAUUGGCUUGAUUCUGUCUAUCCUGCUGUAGGAUAGGAGAACAAGGUACAUUUGGAGUACUGAUGUGUGGUCUGGAGUUUCUGGUUGCUAAUUUGAGCCCUUUGCCCACUCUGGCAUGAAAUUAGCAUGAGCCAGGCACCGACUGGCCGUGGCUGACUGACUUAAUAUGGGCACGUGUGAAACAAAUGGCACAUUUUUAUUCUUGUGUCUCUCUGUAUGCGCGUUAAUCAUAGUACACAAAGAUACCAAAGGUAAAAGAGUCAAAUUCAGUUUUGUUGUUUGUCAUUUAUGCAUCCUGAGUCCAGGCUGUUUGUAAGAACAUGCUAUUACUCCAGAAGACAGAUAACGUCAUUAAUUGUGCUGUUUGAUUUAUUAUUUGUGUGGUCAUAUUAUCAAUUUAUCAAGUACUUGCUCACUUAGUUAACUUGGCACGGUUCAAAAUUAGGAUGUCGCCAUGUUAGAAUGGUUAUUGCACUGAGGUCCAGUAAUUUCAAUGGAACAAAUUCCCUUAUUUUAAACACCUCAGCAUGUUUAUAAAGAAACAUAUAGUGAAAUGUAACAUUUUGGUUGGCACCAAAAACUAUAUAUGGAAUCAGUUUUGAAUGAGAACUGAAUGUGUUUGCAGCAAAACAGCAAUUAAGGAUAGAACAUGGGGGCUAAUUCUAUCUAAAAUAUAGUGUGGAUAGCAUCUCUAAAAAAAACAAACUAAAAAUCAUUUUAACUCUGCAAGUGUAUUGAAAUUGUAUAAGAAGGACUUUAUACAGGUAGAUCUCUUUCCAGUUGCUGCCACUUUGUUUUAAGGUUUUACAAGUGUGCUACCAAAUGUUGUGCAGGCUACUGUCAAUAAUGAGAUCUUGGUCUCUGCUUUCUAUUUUGUCUAAAAUAUAGAAGUAUUGAUGCACUUCUGUGUAGAGAUAGGCCAAAAACUCUCCUCCUAACAUGGAUUUAUAACAAAGCGGCACUAAAAGGACGGUGAUCUGUCUGUAAGGUUAUCUGUGGGAAUCCUGUCCACACUGUCAUUAUUGCAUUUUUUCAGGCUUAAAUAGAAAGUCAUUU
Messenger RNA from Cololabis saira (Pacific saury), 2229 nucleotides. Its product is annotated as ras-related protein Rab-11B-like. The transcript is spliced from 5 exons. The record is from RefSeq and is a predicted model, not a curated record. Gene Ontology annotation, biological process: regulated exocytosis; constitutive secretory pathway. Gene Ontology annotation, molecular function: GTPase activity; GTP binding. Lineage: Eukaryota; Metazoa; Chordata; Actinopteri; Beloniformes; Belonidae. Gene Ontology annotation, cellular component: recycling endosome. The coding region runs from base 88 to 744 and encodes 218 amino acids.